ACGUCAGCAGGACACGUCAGCAGACCACAUCUGUCGACAGCAGUGCCACAUCAGCAGCAGGGAGUACCACGUCAACAGGCCCCCGGCCUGGUCUAUGCUUUUGUGCUUGCAAACAACCGUCAUGGACCAGAAGUCCGGGGAAACGGACGAGGCCUAUCAGGCCUGGAUGCUUCUUCUGAUUACCGAAGCCAAGCAACGGUCGGAUGCAGUAGCAGCCGCAGCAAAGAAGAAGGCAGAGGACACCGAGAAGGCAUGUAUGUUGGCAAUUGAACAGCAACGCCUGCAAGACGAGGGAGCAGCAAAGGUUGUCGAUGAAGAACAACUUCAACGACGCGAGAAGAUAUUCAAUGGAGAGCGAGCUUUGCUCACAAUGGCAGCGGACUGGUGGGCCGAGGCUGAGAAUGGGAAGUUGGAAGAGAGUGGAAACAGGAUCGCUCUACUCCUCUCCUAUCUCACGGACCACCUGGCCACGUGCAUUGCUCAGCAGGAGGACAUUCACAACCUCGACGAUACRGUUCAGACACACAAUCACGUGUUUGACCAAGUCGACAGCCGCCUCCAGCAGUUGGACCAAACCAUCGCCGCCCCCGUUGCCAGCUCUUCCAAGACCUCCGAGCGCCUCAAGGCUUUGGAGAUUGACGUCGGAACCCUCAAGGACGGCGUGCAGUUACAACAAAACAGCACGCAACAGUUGGAGCAGAGGAUCUGUACUGCCGCCACUCCCUCGAGAUCGGAACCGCGCGAGACAACUCCAAAGUUCGAUGAUCAGAAGAUCUUCUGCAAUUCGACGAAGACGGACCCGAUUCCGUGGUUCUGUAAGUUUGAACUCAACGUCAGCGGGCACAAGCAUCACACAUACUUAUACUCCCGCUCGRGGGGCGCGUGCCAAGCAUGGCUGGACAAUCUCCUGUCCAAGUACGGAGUGGUGGCUGCCGACUUGCAUACCAAGAUCAGCUGGGAUGAUCUAAAGGCGACGUGGCAUAAGCGGUUCCAAGUAGAGCCGUCGGAGAUCAAGUUAAUGGACAAGCUAAUGACCUUCGAACAAGGCACACUGCCGAGUGUUGACUGGAUUGCCGAGGACCAACGCUUGACAUCCGUCUCAGACAUUCAAAUGGGCUUCAAAGCCAUCAAACACUACUUCAUCUCGAGGUCGUGUCCGGCGUUGGGCAAUGCCUUCACUCACUUUGAGGACACCCUGAUGACACCGGCGGAGCUCUUCGACAAGGCCGCGCAGAUUAUUGUCACGAACAAGGAGGCCAAGAACCACCACCGUUCGUCUGCGACAGGCCCGAGCAGAGAUCAGGAUCGGCCGAAAGUGGCCAUGGUCGCUGCAGCAACACCAAACGACCAAUCUAGCGAGGCCGUGUCUGCCAAUGAAGGGGACAGAUUCGCAGCAAGGGCAAAUCGGGAAACUGAGCACUGUCGGCAGGAAGUGAUUGCCAUGGACAUUACCGGCCCGUUCCCCAAGCACAAGACCAGAUUGGAUGGGAUUCUCACGGUGGUCGACCGACUCACCAAGUUUGUCAUGUUUUUGCCUUGCCGCUAUCAUGCCACGGCAUCGGAGUUGGCCGAGGUUCUUUACGGCGGUUGGAUUCGAACCAAGGGUUACCCCAAGGAAAUUGUCUGCGACCUCGACACUCGGUUCAUCUCCGAUUUUUGGUUGGCGCUCAUCAAACGAUGGGGCUCAUCUCUCAAGCCAAGUUCGGCUCGCCACCCCCAAACCGAUGGCCAAACGGAGAGGGCGCAUCAGACCGCACAGGUUCUCCUUCGCACUCUUAUCCGUCCCGACCAAAAUGAUUGGGUUGAGCGGCUGUCGGAUGUCGAGUUGGCAUACAACUCGUCCAUCUACCCGACUAUCGGGAUGUCACCCUUCGAGUUCGAGCACGGCUCGCCGGUCACUUCACCGUUGGACACAAUCAUUCCACGAACGACCGAGAGCGACGACCAUCUUCUUUUCUUGCGUCGGAUGCAAGAGCUACUUGUCAAGGCACGCGACCAGAUGGCCAAGACGCAGCAACGCAUGAGCCCACAGGCCAAUCGCCAGCAUCUUCCUUGCCCAUUCCACGCCGACGAUCUCGUUUGGGUUUCCGCCACGGAAUUCAGCCUUGAACAAGAUAUCUCUUGCAAGCUCCUCCCGAAAUGGAUGGGGCCUUGGCCGAUCGUGGCACCCGCUGGGGAUGCACCCGAGGGAACUUCCUUCACCAUUCAGGUGCCCACCCACUUGCCCGUCUACUCCAAGUUGACUCUUUACACGCCAGCGGAACAUGACGAUUUCCCCGGGCGACGAUCGCAAGACCCACCCUCUAUGGACGGUUUUCCAGAGGUUGGCGACAUCAUCUCCCAGUGGCGCUACGACAAGAGGCCAACAGAGUACUUGGUACACUUUGCGUACUGCAGUCACAGAGCUGACCGUUGGUUGACCCGUGCGGAACUCCAAGCAACAGCUCCGGAUGUUCUCGCACGCUACGAACGCAAGAUGCAAGACAAGCCGUUUGGUUUGGGUCCAUUCCAUUCAGGUCUGCUCCAGCUGGUAUGGUUUAGACGAAUUGGAUUUGGCUUGGCUCUGUUCACUUUAGGCAGACUGGUGCUGCCAUCGUUAUCGAGAGGCUGGUGCAAUUGUCGAACAUCGUUCUUGAAGGCGUUGAGCUGGUCGCUGAUGGUGGCGGGUGCGGCGAAGGUGCUGAUGUCGCCGAGCAUUGCGACUACAUGGUCCACUCGUUCCUCCAAUUGGCGGGUUGAGGUUGCACUUCUGGGUUCGCCAGCGUCUGGUCCUGGUGCUGCUUGCUCCAGUGGGAAGAGCACUAGCCCCUAUACCCAGGAGCAACAAGACAAAAUGACCGCCUUAGUGAAAGAGAAUCAGGAGAGGAAAGAGCUCCUGAAACAGGCUAAGCUAAAGGCAAUCGCAGAGGAGCAGGCGACAAAGAUGCAGGAAUUGGAGGAGGAGAUGGAGAAGAAGAAGAAGGCUGCUGAAGAAGAAGCGGCGGCAGAAGCAGAAGAGGAGAGGAAACACAGGGAAGUGAAGGGAGAGAGUAGUGGCACGGCGAACGAGGACGUCGCGAUGGAGAAAAAGAUCAGCGAGUGGAUUGCUAAUUUAUUGUUGGGGGAGGAUGAGGAGGCAGAGUUCUAUGUGCCCCAGGACGAGAGGGAGGUGUUAGCCCAGGAGCUAGCAGCAAUCAAGGACCCCCUGGAAAGACAAGAAAUAGAGGAGGAGAAAAAGUUGGAAUGGAAACUGAGGAUGAAGAGGGAAAAGAAGAGGAGGAGGGAUGAAGUAAAUAGGUUGACCGCAGAGGUGGCGAAGGUGAGAGAUUGCAGGCAGGAGGUACAGGCACAGGCAAACAUCUCUGCCAAAAUGGAUAAGAUGUUGGGAUACUUGGAAGUGUUGAGCGCGGCGUGGAUGGAGGAGCGCCAAGCUAGUUGGGGUCAAGAGGUGGCCCUGAAGGCCAUGCGGUCAGGUUUUCAGGAUUUUGCGCGUGAUAUGGUUACCCACGUUGGAGGAGCAGUCAGGCGGUUGAGAGACAACGUGGGGAAGUUCUGUGAGGGUGCUAUUGAGGGUGGCAAAGCGGUAACCACUAUCGAUAGUGAGGCCAGGCCUCGUAAAGAGCCCGUCAAACUGAAAUUCCCAAAUGCAUACGGCGGGAAGGAGGAGAACUUCGAUAACUGGGAGGCUAGUGUCAAUAGUUACGUGUACUUACAACACAUCCUGACUGAGGAGCAAGUCCUCGUCGCCUUCCAGGCCCUCAAAGAUGAAGCGGCCAAUUUCGCCAGGUCCCUUGCGCGCACAGCCGGUUGUGAAAACAACCUGGUUGCAUAUUCAAAGAUCACCCCCCUUCCUCAAUUCUUCAAACUCCUGAGGGAGAGAUUUGUUGAUCCAUCGAGAGGCGUUAGAGCCUCCGAUAAGCUACAGACUAUCCACUCACGACAGUGGAGGAGUGCGAGAGCACUCAAGGGCGUUAUGGACGACUUGGUAGCCGUCCCAGACCAUGGGGUCACUGAGACCCAAUUGUUCUAUCGUGUCAUGCCCGAGCCCCUGCGUGGGCAUUUCUUCGACAAGUCUCAACAGGCCGACAUCACGUAUGAUGUGCUAAGUAGAGAGGUGGUCCUGUUUGAGUCGAAGCCCAUGCCAGUAUCCACUUUCUGGCACAAGGACUUGGAUAAGGGUAAGAAGUGGAAAGGCCGUACCAUCUCUGGUCAAGUCAGGGCCAAGGAUCACAUGAUCCUUACUUUAGAAGAAGGUGGUACUGAUGAAGGCCCCUACAGUGAGAUUGAGUGGGGGUUAGAGGAGGAGGAUAGAAGCGUAGGGGAGGUCUUAUGCGGCUGUCGCGGCUGGAGGGAGGCCGCAAGGUACUUUAGCAAGAUUGAUCUCAAGUUAGGGUACCACCAGAUCGAGGUGGCUCCUGAGGAUCAACACAAGACGGCAUUCCGAACCAGGUUCACGAUGGUCAUGAGGAAAUAGCAGGUCACUUCUGUUAUUGACGUAUGGGUAAAAGCUUUUGUAAAUUUGUAUGCCCGCAGGUGCUGCUGAUCGCGGGUGGGGAUGGGAAGAAAAUGUCAGGGGACACAUUUUCCCAAGUCCUUUAUCUAUGAUGAUCUAAGUAAACAAUCAGUGGCGAGUUCGCCACGGCGGUGUCUACCUUUCUCCUUUUCUUUUUGUUUUGGUGGUUACUUUCCAUGUGCUGUUUGUACAUGCGUAGUGGAAUACUCUCUAUUUUUUUUUGUGGUUGUUUUCAUCUUUGUUUUUCUUCUUGGAGGUAAUUUGUAGCUUUGUUUGGUGUGUUGUUCUCAUUUCUGCUUUUCCAUGCCUUUUGUCAUCUCCAUUCUCAUGUCUGGAUGGAUGUGUCAUUCAGUCUCUUCUUCUCCUUCUUCCUCUUCUCCUUCUUCCUCUUCUCCUUCUUCUUUUUCUCCUUCUUCUUCUUCUCCUCCUUCUCCUUCUUCGUCUUAGGAUGAUAAAAGAGCCUUUUCUGA
Messenger RNA from Chara braunii, 4962 nucleotides. The record is from the annotation of a GenBank genome assembly. Lineage: Eukaryota; Viridiplantae; Streptophyta; Charophyceae; Charales; Characeae.